Messenger RNA from Cylicocyclus nassatus, 1050 nucleotides. Lineage: Eukaryota; Metazoa; Nematoda; Chromadorea; Rhabditida; Strongylidae. The record is from the annotation of a GenBank genome assembly.
AUGUGUGACAUUGGUGAUGAUGGUGAACGAAUACCACUGCGAUUAUUGCCAUGGAAUAAAGUCACCGGACUUUCUUUCGAUCGCAAGAAACUCACCAUCGUUGGUGCCGAUACAACGAAAUGUGCCUCUAUGCGCAGACCGAAAGCAAAGCCAGGUAUCUGCUGGAACUGUGUCCAGCCGUGCAUCAGACAUUGUUGUUUCUCUCGCACCAAAAUUAUAAAAUCGCUCCUUUUCCGCAGUUAUUCCACAAGAAAAGCGUUGAUCGAGUCUCGACUUCGUCAAAUACCACCACAGCUCCGGGAGAGCAUGAAACAGCGACUCCUUGAAAACGACUCAUUGAGAAGCUCUGGUGACCGAGGUCAAAGAUCGGUAUCGUCGAAGCAAAGAGUCCGCAUCAAGUUGGAUUCAAAUUUGAAUCUGAAAAUUGAGAAAAUGACAUCCGUCAAGAGCGUGCCGCUAGUCAGUCCAGCAAAACAAGUGACUCAUGUGACCAUACUGACCAAAGACAUCCACCAUCAACGGGAUCAGAUCCAGGCGAUAAUCACGAGCAGAAUAUCCACCACGCCGUCGAUUCUACCAAUGUCAUCCGAUCUGGUUAUUUUGGAAGCAUAUGGGAUACCUUAUCAGGGUGAGCUGCAGUACUCAUCUUCUGGCGGUUCUCGAAGCGAUUCCGUGCAACAUUCGAACGAAAUGCUUCCGGAGAGUAUGCUCCACAGUUAUCACUGCGACCAGGGUUGCGCUCAUUCCGAUGAUGCUGACUCAACGCUGCGCUCAUGUCUACCACAGCAAUCAUCGAUAUCGCUUCAUGACCUGCGUACAGCUGACGUAUAUAGAAUGAAACCACCACCUGGCUACAUCGAUGAGAGGAAUAUAUCGUCGGAUAAUGAAUCAAACCUCAUUACUGCUCCAGCGUUGAGAUGGUGUGCUGCGGACCAGCAAAUACAGAGAUUAGGCGCUUCUGGACAAGCAAGAAGCGAGCCGACAAUCGAUUCUGAUGAGAGUUUCCAACUUCCCUUAAAGCAUUUUUCGGGCCCUGGAGGGUGCGCUUAA